Messenger RNA from Phycomyces blakesleeanus NRRL 1555(-), 2214 nucleotides. RefSeq lists its product as hypothetical. Gene Ontology annotation, molecular function: protein binding. The record is from RefSeq and is a predicted model, not a curated record. The transcript has 6 exons. The coding region runs from base 1 to 2214 and encodes 737 amino acids. Lineage: Eukaryota; Fungi; Mucoromycota; Mucoromycetes; Mucorales; Phycomycetaceae.
AUGGCCAAAGGGGGAGUUGGAUCUCAUCGUUCGUAUCUAUCGGAAAAUACGCAUCAGAUCUUGAUCCACAAAACCUUUGAUCAGAUCCAUGAUCUGCUCCUGUCGAAGGAUUUUGAUGAACGAGCUCUCCUCUUUUGCCCUAUAGACGUCACGUCUACCCCCAAACACAAGAAAAGGGUAAUCUAUUAUAUUAGAUCAGCAAAUCAUGAAAGUUUCUUGAAAGCUCAAGAACUGACAGAAUAUUCAAACAGCUGUACAAUCCUUUCCCAAGAGCAUGAAAGUGAGAUUGUACCUCUUGAUGGGUUACUCUAUUGCUCCAAGUUUCCGUCUUGUUCUCUUUCUUUGUACCUUUGUCUCGUCCUCGUUAUUAUGCUGGCUUCAGAGCUACCUUUUGAGAUUCUUUCCAGAAUUUCAGAUUUCCUAUUUGUAAACGAUCGACUUAAUUGUGUUCUUACUUGCAAGUAUUGGAAAACCCCGUUUCAGCGAUCACUCUGGAAAAGCAUAACAGUCCGUUCGUUGGAGCAUGUGUGCAAGCUUCGCGAUGCCGUGGAGUAUCCGCCAAAUGGGCUUGCGUACGGAUCACUAGUCCAAGACAUAACCUUUCGUAUGCGACUUGGUUUAAUUAUGGUGCAGAUGAAUAAUUUUUUUCAGAUGUUUCCAAACUUAAAGUAUCUUGAUAUGGGACAUAUAUCUUUUGCGCCCCUUCACGCAGUGGUUUCAAAGCACAGUGAUUCAUGGAAGUCGUUAGUAAGCUUGACGUUUCAAUACCCGCCCAGUAGCCGAAAAGUACCAGUGUCAAUCUUUUUUGACAUUCUGACAUAUUUUCCAGGCCUUCAAACGAUAGAUAUAUUUCCACAACAUGAUGGGACAAAGUAUUUUCUUUUUAACUUGGAUAAUUUUAAUACUCUCCACAAAACCUUACCUAAGUUGAAAUCUUUCAAGCUCUUUUUAAAACUCGCUGAUAUCCAAGAACAUGAUAUACAGAUGAUCCUCAAAACGAAACCAGAAUCUUCUAUAAAAACACUCUAUCUCAACUUGGGUCAAUGGGAAGACCUAUGGCUGUACUAUUUAAGCUACAAGUAUCCAAAUCUACGUACUUUGGGGUGGUAUGUCUCAAGUGGAACCACAUCAAUGCCUAUCGGAGACUACAGCGGAAGAGAGGUACUUGUCCAAUCUUCAAUUAAAUGCCACUUUCCCCACCUGGAAACAAUCGAUUUUUGCUCUUCUGAAUAUACCGCAAAGUGGGAUAAUAUUUUCUGGGAUUUGGUUUUCCAGUCAAAUGCUCCAAUCAAGCAUUUAAAAUACAAAAUCGACCAUAGCAACUUUGAAGCGAUUUUCCUAGAAACGAAUAUUCGACAGCUUCUACCAGAACUUUCUAAAACACUUGAAACUCUUGUCGUUGUGGGAUAUAAAACUUUACAAACUCAAGAUAUCGCAAGGCCAGAAUUCUCUUACUGUCCACAUUUGGUGGAAAUCAAGAUCAUAAACUGUAAAGUAUCAAUUGCGUUGGUCAAUCUAUUGGAUAGCUGUAUAGCUCUGAGACGAUUAGAGUUUUGUGGAGGGCAACUGUGUAUUGGUUCAGAUACAGAUACCGAUACAUAUACGGAUGGAAAGCCUAAGAAACAUGGACUCAGAACUUUGGAUUUAAACGAUAUUGUUGCAGACGCUUCUGUAUUCAGCUAUAUUUCCUUUUGGUGCAGAGAUUUGGAGACUAUGGAACUGGCCAAAGCUAGAAUUUAUGGUUCGAAAUCUAACGAAACUAUGGUCCUGAACAUCGACAUGCAAUUUACCAGCUUUAAACUAUUGAGACUUGACCAUGUUAAAUAUUAUUUAUCCGACGAUCUCAUGAAUAAAAAUACUACGAUCAACAUGGUUUUGCUGUCUCAGCUAAGUGGCAUUAAGAAGUCCAAGACAAGCCAAGAAAAUGUGAAUAUAAAAUCUGAUGUGGACCAUCUAGCUUGGUUCCACAUUUUCUCUAAAGUAAACGAUGCAGACAACAAUUCCGCAGAUAUAAAGCAGCUUUCAGAAGAAGAAGCCUUUAAAAUCACCAAGUAUUAUAAUGAUAUCCACCUCAAGUCAAAUAAUGAUGUACAAGAAGCCAAAAGAUAUAUUCAAGGACAGGUUCACAAGGAAGAUUGGCAAGAAGACCUUUCUAGAGGUUACGUCGAGCUGAAGUGUGGCCGUAUAGUUAAAUAUAGUAUACCACUACUUUGA